AUGGACACAACGACCAACCAAACCAAUGACGAGACAAACAAGAUAGGGGCAACUAAUGACAAGAUUGAAGAGGGUAAGUUUCUUUGAAGAAACUGUGACGCUACGUCGAUGGGGGUAUAAUAAGAUAACUUGGUUUUAUCAACUGAGUUGAUGAUGUAAAUUGGUCACCGUAAAGAAUUUCUAAAGCUGACGUUUCGACCGGCAGCUCUUCGAAUAGAGAAAAUUUUGAGAAAUUUUGGGUUGCGUGUGCUUUAUAUCCAGAAAAAUAGAAGUCUCACCGAUAAUCACACUCUUACCCGUAUCUGACACAUUAUUACCAGCAAGUUAGUAUUUGAUAUUUAAUUUUUCUUUUUUUUUUUUUGUGUGGGGAAGGGGUUCACUUGUGUGUAGAUUUGCUGAUAAGCUAAUGUAACGCAGAGCUAAGUCAUUUGAACUCCGGUCCAAGUAAAACUACUGGGUUAUGUGGGCCUUUAAUGACCUAAAACAUCAAUGAGGUCUAAUUGAUGAUCGUGAUGUAAAUAGUACGAUGGUCGUUUUAAUUAUAUGUUGUUUUUGUUAUUUAUUACAGGUGAUACUAUGAAACAGGGCUUCAAGCCUGAAUCAAUCAGCGACAUUGAAGUCGGUAUGAAGGUAUUGUUUAGUUGGUUUGGGAAACUUCGAGGAACGGUCAAGUACGUUGGACCUGUAUGUGGACUAGGUUUGGUCGUCGGCAUAGUGUUAGAUCCAGGUGAAGGUAGUAAUGAUGAUUAAAAUGUUCUAAUAAAAAUAGGUGAGAUUUAUUGCUCAUGGUAAAAGUGAAAAAGUUCGUGAACUUGAAACUUUUAAAAAGACGGUACAUCGACUGCUGUAAGUAUCAAUUAACAAUUGGUUCAUACGUCAGCGUGCGUUCAUCGAGAUAUGAAGCACGCGGGAAGUUUGGAGAGCACGAAAGAUGCGUAAGAGUUGCUCAAGGCGUAGCCGAGAGCAACUCUAGCUUCUUGAGUGCUCUCUAAACUUCCCAAGUGCUUCAUAUCUCGAUGAACGCACCGCUGACGUAUGAACCAAUUGUUUUAUAACAUUUUCAACCCGAUGGAAAAUUUUUUUCUCGAGGGAUAUGUUUGCUGACGUCAUGAGCGUGCACAAUAGGAAUACGAAGCACGCUCGCGCAAUUGAAUUUGAUUAGACAAAUUUACUAGCUAUGUUAUAACUAUAUUUUGUUCAGAAGAGUUAUUUUAUACGCACUGUCUAGGGAGCUGUCCUGCAGCACUAACAUUGAUAGGCAUCAUGGAAAUGUAUUCUGAAGGUAAUAAAACGAGGAUACUCAUUGAAGUUUAGUGUCGAGAUAAUCCGCCCCCAGAUCGCAACGUUGUCCUUUCAUGUUGAAGUUUUGUGGGAAAAGGUUCUCCCCUCAUUCAUAGUAAAACUAACCUACAUUUAGAUUAAAACAACUUGUUGGCGAGUUUGAGGCUCGCCUUUUAUCUUGAUUUUCUCUUACUUUAGAUAACUGAAAAUUUUUUCUUUAUUCAGAAGAACCGGUUUGGUUAGGUUACCGUGAGUGCAACGGAACGUAUGAGGGAAAAAGAUACUUUAGC
This is a messenger RNA of Pocillopora meandrina, 1571 nucleotides long. The record is from the annotation of a GenBank genome assembly. NCBI's taxonomy places the organism in Eukaryota, Metazoa, Cnidaria, Anthozoa, Scleractinia, Pocilloporidae.